This is a messenger RNA of Knipowitschia caucasica, 3054 nucleotides long. NCBI's taxonomy places the organism in Eukaryota, Metazoa, Chordata, Actinopteri, Gobiiformes, Gobiidae. The record is from the annotation of a GenBank genome assembly.
AUGAGCACUAUCACCAUGGCACACCCGCAUCUGUGCCUGCUCCUGGGGGCAGCCAUACUCUGCACUGAAGCGUUCCAUCUGCAGCAGGCAUUUGGCUACGGUAAACAGCAGGGGCAGGGCUACAUUCUGCAGCAGGGACAGGGACAUGGACAGGGACAGGGAAUAGGUCAAGGACAGGGACAAGGCAUAGGUCAAGGACAAGGACAGGGACAAGGGCAGGGGCAGGGUUAUGGUCAAGGACAGGGACAGGGGCAAGGACAGGGCAUUGGUCAGGGGCAGGGUUAUGGUCAAGGACAGGGUUAUGGCCAGGGGCAAGGGCAGGGACAAGGACAGGGACAGGGACAAGGACAGGGACAAGGACAGGGACAAGGACAGGGGCACGGACAGGGGCAGGGACAAGGACAAGGACAGGGGCAAGGACAAGGACAGGGACAAGGACAGGGGCACGGACAGGGACAGGGACAAGGACAAGGACAGGGGCAGGGACAAGGACAGGGGCAAGGACAAGGACAGGGACAAGGACAAGGACAGGGACAAGGACAGGGGCACGGACAGGGGCAGGGACAAGGACAAGGACAGGGGCAGGGACAAGGACAAGGACAGGGACAAGGACAGGGGCAAGGACAAGGACAGGGACAAGGGCAGGGGCAGGGACAAGGACAAGGGCAGGGACAAGGACAGGGUUAUGGACAGGGACAGGGCUAUGGUCAAUAUCAGGGACAGGGCUACAUCCAACAGCAGGGAUACCUUCUUCAGCACGGAUACGGAAAACCUUUCGGACACGGAAAACCUUUCGGACACGGAAAACCUUUUGGAUACGGAAAACUCUACGGAUACGGCAUGGGUUACGGCUGGAUGCGUAACCUCCGCAUGUGCACUACAUGGGGGAACUACCACUUCAGGACGUUCGAUGGAGCCAUGUACAAGCUCAAGUCCGACUGUAACUACGUGAUGGCCGCUUCCCAGUCCGGUCCUCACCCCAACUUCAGAGUGGAGAUCCGCAGGGGCCAGGGAGAGGGGUCCAAGCCCGUCAUCACCAGGGUGCUGCUGGUUCUGGAUGGGGUGUCUGUGGAGAUCAUAGCCGGAAGCGUGAGCAUUAACGGAAACCAAGUUGAGCUGCCCUGGACCUCGAGCGGGGUGCGAGUGGAGAGGAGCCACGCCUACAUCAAAGUCAAGGCCACUCUGGGACUGCUGGCCCUCUGGUGCCCAAGCUCUUUUCUUCUGGAGCUCGAUAACAAGUACAUGAACCAGACGAGCGGACUCUGCGGAGACUUUAACGGUGCUGCUUACAACGAUAUCUUAACCCACGGCAUCCAAAAGCGUCUGGGCGACUUUGCAAGGAUGUGGAGGAAGGACGGACCCACGGAGAGCUGCCCUGACGGAGACCCAGAUGUGGACCAUCCCAGCUGCGAGCACAUGCGACCUGUCUGCCAGCGCCUCUUCUUCUCCCCCGCCCUGAGCCCAUGUCGGUCUCACUUGGACGUGGACGCCUUCGUGACGGCCUGUGUGCAGGACGCCUGUGACUGCGUGAGCGAAACCUCAGAAACUGCCGAGUCCAGCUGCCUCUGCCAGACGCUCUCCGAGUUCUCCAGGCUUUGUGUCCGCUAUGGGGGGAAGCCGCAGCACUGGAGGACCAAGAAGAUCUGCUGGAGGUCCUGUCCUCUUCAAAUGGAGUACAGAGAAUGCGACAGCCCUGUGAUGGACACCUGCUCCAACCCAGACGCCAGCGGCACCAGUGACGAUUACUGCAUGGACGGCUGCUUCUGCCCCGCAGGGACAGUAUUGGACGACCUGACUGGUAAAGGCUGUAUCCCACUUCAGCAGUGCCACUGUACCUACAACGGUCAACAAUACGCCCCCGGAGAGACCUAUUCCAGCAACUGCCGCAAAUGUGUGUGUGAGAGCGGCCAGUGGACGUGCUCAUCGACCCACUGCCCAGGCAUCUGCUCUCUGACCGGAGGAGCCCACAUCACCACGUUUGAUGGAAAGCCUUACCACUUCCACGGAGACUGCUCCUACAUCAUGGCCAAGGACUGUGACGGGGACCAGUUUGUCGUCCAGGCGGAGCUGAAGCAGUGUGGCCCCUCGCCCACAAUGACAUGUCUGAAGAGUGUGGUCCUGUCUCUGAACGGAGGGGCCCACAUCAUCACCAUCAAACCCGAUGGGAAAGUGUUAGUCAACGGCAUCCACGCCCCAAUGCCCUGUUCCACUGUCAUCAUGGUGAAGCUGACGGCGGAGCUGAUCGAGCAGGCGGCCCAGUUCACCAACCCCGUGCGGGACCGGGAGCUGGACCUGCGUGGUUAUAAAAUCCCAGUACUGGAGAACCUGGGGGCCACUCUCGACCAAUUUGACACCAUUGACUUUUCCGAUAAUGAGGUCAGAAAGGUGGACGGCUUUCCUCUGCUCAGACGCCUCAAGUCCCUGCUGCUCAACAACAACCGCAUCUGCCGUUUAGGGGAGAACCUGGAGCAGUCCCUGCCCGCUCUGAGGGAGUUGGUUUUGACAAAUAACAACAUACAGGAGCUGGGAGAUUUAGAUCCACUGGCCACAAUAAAGACGCUCUCUCUCCUCAGCUUGUUGAGGAACCCAGUGACCAACAAGAAGCACUACCGGCUUUACGUUAUCAACAAACUGCCACAGAUCAGAGUACUGGACUUCCAGAAAGUCAAACUCAAGGAGCGACAAGAGGCGGAAAAAAUGUUUAAAGGCAAACGAGGGGCGCAGCUGGCUAAAGACAUUGGAAAGAAGACCAAAACGUUCACUCCAGGUGUGGGGGCACAGCAGGACAAGAAACGGACGGGACCAUCGCAGGCAGAUGUAGAGGCCAUCAAGAAAGCCAUAGCAAAUGCCUCAUCAUUAGCUGAAGUGGAAAGGUUAAAGGGGAUGCUACAAGCUGGACAGAUCCCUGGACGAGAGUUUCGACAAGGAGAAGAGAUGGAGGAGGAGGAAGAAGAGGAAGAGGAGGAGGAGCAGACUGCGGGACAUUCAGACGUACAUCAGGACAAUGACGAUGAAGAAGAAAUGGAACAGGAGCCUCACAUGAACGGCUCAUAA